AUGGCUGACAGACACGCGUCCUCCUCCCGGGUUCUCGCAUCCGGCAUCUCCAAGGCGCGCAGCGGGAUGACCUCGUCGUCGCAUGGCGUGCGCCGCAACCUCUUCCAGAGCCAGCUCACACGGCGGCCGACAGCCAAUUCACCGCCGUCACCCGACUCGCUGCACCUAGAUGUCGAUGCGCAAAGGGAGCACCAGCACCAGCAGCAGAAUCAGUUCCAACCACAGCUCGAGGCGCACUCGCCCGAUGACCACAUCGUUGUGCGCGACCACAACGGCGAGAUCGAGCUGGACGACCCGCCAACACCGCCCUUCAACGAUGCCGAGGAUAUGGAAGAUAGGCGGCGCGAGGACGAGAAGGAGAGGCAACGGCUAGCCGAGGCAGUGAGGCAGCAUCAGAUUGGCCGUAACAGUGUGCCUGCACAGCCCGAAGGCAAGGACCCCUUCCCCUCCAUCAGUUCCACCAGCAGCAAGUGCUCUGCCAAACACAUGUCGCCCGUCGUCCUGAUGACUAAAACCAAACGCUUUGCAUCGAGUACAGAGCUUCUCGAGGCGGUCAAGGCAAGCCUGAGAGCAAAGGUUGCUGCGCUAGACGAGGACAACUGGUUAUAUGAGCGCGAAGAGCUACCGCAGCAGCAUCAGUAG
This is a messenger RNA of Thermothielavioides terrestris NRRL 8126, 642 nucleotides long. RefSeq lists its product as uncharacterized. The transcript has a single exon. NCBI's taxonomy places the organism in Eukaryota, Fungi, Ascomycota, Sordariomycetes, Sordariales, Chaetomiaceae. The record is from RefSeq and is a predicted model, not a curated record. The coding region runs from base 1 to 642 and encodes 213 amino acids.